AUAUCAUAAACCUGUAGCAAUAGUUCAUAGAAUAGAAUCAUGAUACAGAUCACAAUUAGAAACUUCCAGAUCAGAAACUGUUAAUUACAAAGGGCCUUUAUAUUACAAUUAUCCGCAGAUGACGCCUUCGCCACCUUGAAAUGUAUUUUUAAAUGCUUUAUUAGAGCAUUAUAGCCCUAAGCCAACAACUGGGGGUCGAUCCAUGAUAAUUUGGGCUGAAAGUGUACAAAGGCAGGUGCGUUCCAUGUACUCCCGCUCCUCUCCUGUUCUCCUUUCUCCAUUUUAUGCUUCCUAUCUCCUCUGUCCUACUGCCUGUGACACAGAAAUCAAUCUAAUUGCUCCAUUUCAAAGGACAUAUGAAUUCCUAUGAUACACAUCGGGGAGCGAGGACGCUUGCCAGAGAAGCUAUAAGUUAGGAUGCAUCGGUGUAUCCUUUGUAGAAUCCUUUUCGGCACUUGAUUAUAUCCAAAAGAGGCGUGCCACACAGCUGUAAUACAUAAAACAAGGCAGGAGCAGGGCUUUACAGUAUUCAUAAGUUGUUUUAGUUAGUCAAGAUGAUUAAAAACGCGAUCAAACUCUCUGCCCUUCACCAUUUGUGUAGCGCCUCAUAAGGCUUUGUUCUAACCGCAUGACAUUUCACCUUGAUAUUACUGAUGUUUUUAGCAUUGAAUGUAGGUUAGCAAUGUCCGGAUGGGUGGGGCUGGAUCAUAAAAUUAACAUUCUGAUUAAUAGCGGGUGAGUUACGAGUGGGUGAAAUAAGGUGACUCCCCAUUAAAGGGGUAAUUAUAGUUUUCAGUGUCGAAUAGCGGUGCGGUUUUUAGAUUGCAUAGAUUGUAUAUUAUGUGGGUCACGUUAGUUACAGCGACUGAGAUGGUGGAGAAUCUGUGUACCUGAGUAUCGAUAUAUAACACCAAUAAAUCUAAAUCGAACAUUAUGAAGGAAACAGUGGUAGAUCCGUAGUAAUGUAUGUAAUUGUUAAAAAAUGUGGUAACAAUCUUAAUUAUAAUAUUUAGUUCUAUAAUAUUUAUAGUAUUUAGUUCAUUAACUGUUUAAUUAUCAUCCAAUCCUCACUUUUGUGAGAUACUGUUGCUGGCUGCCUUGCACCACUAAAAACCACUUUAGGCUGUGGUGUUGUCACUGUGAAGUUCAGAAUCAGUAGGCCAGAGAAAGCAUUCGUGAAUGUCCCAGCCUACGUAAGCCAGUAGAUAUGGUGGAAAAUCCAACCCGAUUUCUUCACAUAGGAAGCAGCAGAAUGGCUGUUACAAGCAACUGAGGAAGCCGGCGAAUGGUUAAUUUCUCUCCCUACGUGCAAGGCGAGGAGGUUAGAAAAAGGAGUCGAGGAUGUAUAAACAGAGAAAUGAGAAAGACCUUGCAUGGUUCAAAAUGCAACUUCACUUUCUACGAGUCAACAGUGGACAAGCUCUUUCAGAUAUUCCCACCCAAUGCAGCUGUUGAAGAAUCCAGUCCUAACCGUUGCAGGACUUGUGCUGUAGUGGGGAAUUCUGCUAAUUUGAAGGGAUCAAAAUAUGGACCUCUGAUAGAUUUCCAUGACAUCGUCAUUAGAAUAAACCGAGGCCGUACCCAAGGCUAUGAAGCAGAUGUUGGAAACAAAACAACUCAUCAUGUAAUGUAUCCGGAGAGUGCCACUUAUUUGAAGGACACCACACAUCUUGUGUUUUUUCCAUUCAAAAUAAGUGAUUUUGACUGGCUCCUCAAAAAAUUCACUAUAGGGGCUGUGAACCCAAAGAAGAUAGCUAACAAGGAUUUGGUGAUGAUCCUCAAUCCAGAUUUCAUAAAAUUUGUUCACGAAAUGUGGCUGGGAAAGAAGGGCUGGUAUCCAUCCACUGGCUUUCUGACUGUCGCUCUCAGCAUGCAAAUGUGUGACGAGGUAGAUCAAGAGCUUUGCCUUACAGCUCAGCUCUCUUUUCGUCACAACGGUGCGGUAAAGCGAGUGCAAUACCGCCCCUGCUGCUCCGAUUCUCCGGCCAAUCUCCUGCUCCAGUCUCCCCUCACUUGUGAACAAGCCAUCAGGACCACAUCAUCCGUAAAAAGCAGCGACGAGUUCCCAAGCCCACCGAACCGCAACCCCUCCUCACCACAACUACGCCUUGAUAUCCUGUCCAUGAAUAUCACAAACAGGAUUGGUGACAAAGCGCAGCCCUGGCAAAGGCCAACCCUCACCUGGAAAGAGUCCGACUUACUUCCGAGUACUCGGACACAGCUCUCGCUUUGGAUGUACAGGGACUGGAUAGCCCUGAGAAGGACCCCCUCACCCCUUACUCCCGCAGCACCUCCCACAGUCAUACGCCUGUACACUUAUGAGCAUCCUUAUGUUCGACCAUGGUGUUCAUUAUAGAUAAUCCAUGACUAGCACAGAAGUCUAACAGCAAACACCCACUCCCAGCAGAACUAUGGAGUUCCCUACUGGAGCCCCAUACAAAAAGUCCAUUCAGGAUCUCCAAGAAGGACGAAUACUCUGAACUGUUGUUUGGUGCAUAUGCACAAACAACAGUCAGAGUCAUUUAUAUAUGACUCUCUAUAUACUCAUUUAUAAACCUGUGCGUAGAAACCUCACUAAAAGUGUACGUGCGCCCAAAAGCCCUCAUUGAUAUUAAUACGUACUGACUGCAUGAAGAAAAGGAGGCAAAUUCUCACAGAGAAGCUACAAAACGAGAUUUAACUCAGUGUGACACUGAUGUUCCUUUUGGUGAAGCUGAAGCAUGUUGUUUGGUGGGUAAAAAACGAACUUUCAUGCAACGCUGGUGCACCAGAGGAAAGGGGGCACCAGAGCUCCACCCCUUUAUAACCGAUCUGCUCGACUGACGCACUGAAGACGGCAUCAAUUUAAACAGAAUUUGUCUUAUUGAUAUUGAUUAAUAAUUAAGAUUCCUGAUUAAACUGUCCAACAUAUUUGAGGUGUUAUUUUGCAGAAACAGAUAUCUCCGUUUGUGUUUUUUUUAUUGGGCACUUCAGGGACAAUCAAUCACACGAGUGUAUGAUUAUUUAGAAAGGCUUUAAGCCUAUAAUACUCAGAGCUAAUAUUUCGAUAUAUUUUACACAGUAGUAGGCCUAUUCAUUUCAAACAGUUUCAUCCUUCUGCCAUGUAAGUCGCCGUUCAUUUCAUUUCUCCUCUUUAUGUGCGUACGCAUGGUUCAGAGUUUCCUGUCAAG
Molecule: messenger RNA, 3170 nt
Organism: Micropterus dolomieu (smallmouth bass)
Lineage: Eukaryota; Metazoa; Chordata; Actinopteri; Centrarchiformes; Centrarchidae
Product: CMP-N-acetylneuraminate-beta-galactosamide-alpha-2,3-sialyltransferase 1-like
Exons: 6
Coding region: 1286-2356 (356 amino acids)
Molecular function (GO): beta-galactoside (CMP) alpha-2,3-sialyltransferase activity
Source: RefSeq, a predicted model, not a curated record